AUGCCUCCUAAGGGUAAGACUUCUUCCAGAAGUCACGGUGCCAGAACCGCCACAGGUGUCCGAAUCUUUAAUUCGAGUAACAGUUUGUCUUCUCAUUCGUCGAACCCCUCUCAACGUACACAGUUUGCGACGCAGUCGGCAAGCCAUUCACACCAAAGUCGACCUUCUCAGUUUCCGCUGACGACAAAUCCAGCGCCGAUAACGAGUCCAUCACCAAGUACCCAUCCACCGUCAAGGGAAGAUCCUGAACCGCGGAGGGAACUUACACCGCCGGGUACAAAUCCACCGCGGAGGACAAAUCCUCACCAACUGCCUCCUCAUCAACCGCAGAGGACAAAUCCUCACCAACUGCCUCCUCAUCUGCCGCCUCCUCAUCAACCGCCUCCUCUUCAACCAGAGCAACUGCCUCCUGAUCAACCGCAACAAAACCCUAAUCAUGAAGAGGAAGAUAAUGGCGAAGAAGGAAACCAAGAGCAACAAAAUCCAAAUGUCGAUUACUACCAAGAGCUUUUGGAUGGUUUGCUAAGACUUCCAGGCCGAGAACAUCUACCACUCUUGUCUGAGCAUCCUAUCCCUGGCGUCGAAACGCUAUGGUUUAACCGGCAGAAAGGUCAGCUGUCUCGAGCGAUUUAUGGAAUAUUGAGGAGAAAGUUUGAUGGGCCUUACUACAGUUGGAAGGUUACUCCAGUCAACAUUCAAGAGCGAUAUUUCAUGAUAUUUGCGCGGAAGUACAAUUGGAAUAUCGGCAUUACUGAGCUCGUUAAAGCAGGUUUCUUGAAGAUAGCCAAGAAAAGAAUGAAAGGAAUUGUCAGUCAAGCUAGGAGGAGUGGUGUACAACCACCAUGGAUUGAAACUCUGAUCGUGGAGGUCUUGGAGUGCACAAACACUUAG
This is a messenger RNA of Camelina sativa (false flax), 891 nucleotides long. Lineage: Eukaryota; Viridiplantae; Streptophyta; Magnoliopsida; Brassicales; Brassicaceae. The record is from RefSeq and is a predicted model, not a curated record.